AGGGAGCGAGAGCCGCGGCCGGAGCCCAUCAGGGCCGCGCUGAAGAGCGGGCGAGCGAGCGAGCGAGCGAACGAAGGGCUGCCCAAAGAACCAACCCAACCCAGGCAGCCGGCCCGGGUCUCCUGCCAACUUUGCGCCCGGGAGAAGCGCCUCGCCGUCCAAGGGGGGAGCCCAGGCUUCCCUCCUCCUCCCCCCACCCACCCACCCAAACCGAGGUCCCUCUACCCCCCUUCCCCGGCUUCCAGGCUCCCUCCGGCGACCCCUUCCACCAUGAAGGCGGCGGGCGACCCGAAGCCCACCUUGACCAUCAUCAAAGCCGAGAAGGUGGAGGUGGAUCUCUUUCCAUCCCCCGAUAUGGAAUGUGCCGAUGUGCCUUUGUUAACUCCAAGCAGCAAAGAAAUGAUGUCUCAGGCAUUAAAAGCCACAUUCAGUGGUUUCACAAAAGAGCAGCAACGACUGGGAAUACCCAAAGAUCCUCACCAAUGGACAGAAACUCAUGUACGGGACUGGAUUAUGUGGGCUAUGAAUGAGUUCAGUCUGAAGGAUGUGGACUUCCAGAAGUUCUGCAUGAAUGGAGCUGCCCUGUGUGCUCUAGGAAAGGACUGCUUCCUUGAAUUAGCGCCAGACUUCGUAGGGGACAUUCUUUGGGAGCAUCUGGAGAUGUUGCAGAAAGAAGAGAUCAAGCCAUAUCCAGCAAAUGGAAUAAAUACUGCCUAUCCAGAAUCUCGCUAUACAUCCGACUACUUCAUUAGUUAUGGCAUUGAGCAUGCUCAGUGUGUGCCUCCAUCAGAGUUUUCUGAGCCCAGCUUCAUCACAGAGUCCUACCAGACUCUCCAUCCAAUCAGCUCUGAGGAGCUCCUCUCUCUCAAAUAUGAGAAUGAGUACCCAUCAGUCCUUCUUCGCGACCCAGUGCAGAUGGACUCCUUGCAGACAGACUACUUCACAAUCAAACAGGAAGUCGUAACACCGGAUAACAUGUGCAUGGGGCGUGCCAGCCGAGGUAAACUUGGGGGCCAAGAUUCUUUUGAGAGUAUAGAGAGUUAUGACAGUUGUGACCGUCUGGCGCAGUCUUGGAGCAGCCAGUCAUCCUUCCAGAGUCUCCAGCGCGUCCCUUCUUAUGAUAGCUUUGAUUCGGAGGACUAUCCUGUCCCUCUGCCCAACCACAAGCCCAAAGGCACUUUCAAGGACUAUGUUCGAGACCGAACUGACAUGAACAAGGACAAACCUGUCAUCCCUGCUGCUGCCCUGGCCGGUUACACAGGUAGUGGACCUAUUCAGUUAUGGCAAUUCUUGCUGGAACUUCUGACAGACAAAUCCUGCCAGUCAUUCAUUAGCUGGACAGGUGAUGGCUGGGAAUUUAAACUUUCUGAUCCUGAUGAGGUGGCAAGGAGAUGGGGCAAGAGGAAAAACAAGCCAAAAAUGAACUAUGAGAAGCUGAGCCGCGGAUUGCGUUACUACUAUGACAAGAACAUCAUCCACAAGACUGCAGGAAAACGCUACGUGUAUCGUUUCGUAUGCGAUCUGCAAAGUUUGUUGGGUUACACUCCAGAAGAGCUCCAUGCCAUGUUGGAUGUGAAGCCAGAUGCUGAUGAGUGAAUGGAUCCAUUUUUACCAAAAUCGAACAAUCUGCAGAACAUAAGGACUUUUAUUUCUUUCUUAACCCCCCAACCAUUAUUUUCCUUAAGAAAAAGAAAAAAGAAAAGAAAGAAAAAAAGCGUAAUUUUUCAUUGGCUGUACUUAAGAAGGGCUAGGAUUUUUUUAAGCUUUUGAAUGAAACUGUGACAUAGGUUGGCUGGGAGGAGGAAGAACCAAGUUUCCAAGUCACAUCUUCUUGGAGUUGUAUUUGCAGCUGGGAUUUUAGAAGUCAGGAAAUGUGACGUUUUGUUACAUCUACUUAAUGAAUUCAUAUUAUGCCCCUUUCUUCCCGGUUUUAAAAACUGACGAUCGGUGUGUUUGUAAGACAAUGCUGUCUUUAACUGAUGGAGAGCAGUCUUAAGUGGCAAACCGUCCUGUUUUAGAAGGAAAAUAUAUCUGAAUAAUCAAGUACUGUGAUCUCAGAUAAUUUUUUGCAUUUCAUAAGACAGGUCUCUGUUCUUCUGUUUGUCAGGGUGGGUGGGGGGGGGGGGAAACAAAAAACCCCACCUUUUUUUUUUUUUGUGUUUAAAGAAAAUGUUUAAAAGAAUUUGUAUUUUAUUAAAUUUUGUGCCAGUAUUUUUUAAAAUAGUCUUAAGCUCUAAAAUGGUUUCAGUAUUGCAAAAAAAAAAAAAAAAGAUCAUGUGUUUGUUUGUUUUGCCAGCUGCGGAUUUUUAUCGCCAUUGAGAGAAAACGAAAUACGUCUACAUAGAACUUCACUAGAAAUGAGCAGAUGGAAUAGACCAGUGGGAAACCAAGAUACAAGUGUAGGCUAAGAAUGGGGAACUCUAGAUUAAUGGAUGUUUUGCUUGAAUGCUAGACUUCCUGCACUUUAUUCUCUUAUGUCAAUACAUCUGUGCCUCUGCUUGUGCAUUUUCAAUUGUGUCAGUUUCAUACUGAGAUUUUAUUUAGAUUUUUGUCUGCAUGUUAUGAGUACAUGCUUAUCUAGGAUACUUUAGAGAACAGUCUUAUCUCACUGAUCAGAUAGCAUCUUUUCAGACUAACAGAUUUUAUUCGAAGGUUUAUGCUUUUCGUUGUGUCCAUCUAUUCUAGAAGGAUGCUACCCACUCUGUCUGAUUUUUGCCUACCAUAAACUAACAUUGCUCUCUUUCUUCAACUAUUCCAUUGUUUGAAAAGUAGGGUGGUUGAUUCUCUUGUGGGGACAAUUCAAGUGUCCAUCUGUUACGGCUUGUUUCUGCUUCUUUUCACAGGUUAUCAGUUGCUAUGAAUGUUUCAUUAGUGCCUUGCAAUAGGACCAAAUCACUGAAUUGGUUUUCGGAUUGAGCUGGAAAACCCCAUUCAGCUUGAUGUUCUGAAUCAAGCUGAAUCACUGAAUUGGAUCAGAUUUAGCAUUAGAAUCAGAUUGGAGUCAAUCAUAUUCUGUAACAAUCUGCAACGGAGUAUUUUAUAAGAAAAGAUUCAGUAAUCUCUGGGUAGUCAGAAGCUCUUUUGAGAUAAUACAAGCACAUCAAAAUAUAUGGGCUUCUCAUCAAUAUGUCUACACUCUUAAGGAUGAGCAUUAAGAGUAGGCAUGGAAGAAGUUAGGGGGUCUUAUCUAAUUUGGCAGAUACUUUUGUUUUCAUCGAAUGGAUUUAAAAUAAAUCGGGGCCACCGAGCAAGUUAUAAUAUAGAUGCUAAUUUUCUUCAUGCUAUGUUGUCCAAAAAUAAACACGCUUGGUGUUUUGACUCUACAGUUCCAUCAUCCUGAUUUGGAUACAAGGAAAGAAUGCCAAAGCUGAUUGUUAUCCCCUCAAAUACCUGAGUCCUAAAUAUCUACUAUCUCAAAAAAGAAAAACAACCCAUAUUUUAAAACACAUCUUUAAAAUAUUUGAAAAGACACGAUUAAUAGAUGACCUUUUCCUGCUAGCUUUUGCUGUUUGUUUGUUUCAAAAUAUCUUUCAAGAGGAGGGCAGGUUGAAGUUCAAUGGAUUAAUCUUUUUUUUCUUUCUUCACUGUGUAUUAGAAUAUAUUUUAUGGUGGAAGGGGUGUAGAAUAUUAAGAUAUUCUAUGAAUUUGUAUACCCUCUUUCUGCCCUGCCUUGAAUCAUCUGCUGAUUAAAAAAAUAUAACUCUAUUUGUAAAGCAAUUGAACAGACUUUACGAAGACUGAAAUCAAGGGGAAAGAACCUUAUUUUUCCAGAGGUCUGGACCCUAAGUCUUCCCUUCCCUGAAUACAGCCAUGCCUACAUUUGUAAAUGUGCUUUGUGAGACCAAUGGUUUGUCAGCCUCAUGACUUUUAGGUUAGUAUUUAAUCAUUUGUGUUGUACACCGAUGAAAUAUAAUGCAUGAAAUACUCUUCAAAGAACAAACAUGGAGAGCCAGCAUUUGCAAAGCGUAGAACAGUAAUAUGAUCUUCACUCCCUCCCACCC
This is a messenger RNA of Notechis scutatus (mainland tiger snake), 4001 nucleotides long. It is a transcript of the gene ETS1, whose product is annotated as ETS proto-oncogene 1, transcription factor. NCBI's taxonomy places the organism in Eukaryota, Metazoa, Chordata, Lepidosauria, Squamata, Elapidae. Gene Ontology annotation, molecular function: DNA-binding transcription factor activity, RNA polymerase II-specific; sequence-specific DNA binding. The record is from RefSeq and is a predicted model, not a curated record. Gene Ontology annotation, biological process: regulation of transcription by RNA polymerase II; cell differentiation. Gene Ontology annotation, cellular component: nucleus.